CACUGAUAUCAGUGUCAACGUUUCCGCGAAGGUGGCUGGAUUGCCUGAGUGAGUAAGAUUGCGGGGCGCGCAGGAUGAAUCUGUUGGAUUGAAACGUUUUUUUGACAGUGAAUUUUACUUGUUUAUAACUCAACGCGGUUUGAACAUAAUCGUUGGACCGCUUCUGCGGGGUGAAGCUUAAUCCUGUUUCAUAAGCUAAGUUGGCGGGAUUUUUAGGUGUACGAAGUCAAGCUUCAUACAUCUCAAAAUCGCGAGACGCGUGUAGACGACGAGAUAAACGCAUGACUUUGAACUGUGAAUAAAAAUAGCCGCGAUAUCUAAUCCAUACGUCUGUCGCAGCUUCAUUCGGCUAACUGAGUGCAAAAAGACGUCAACGUAAAGCAAAAAACUAUAAUGAUCUAGUGCGCUUUCACCCUGAUCUUUUGAUAACUUAGUGUCAAAAUACCGCCCAGCUGAUGUGAAUAAACUUAUCUGUGUGUUCGUGGCAUUGUGAAUAUCCUAAACAAAGUUUUUUCUCAGUUUGAUGCUCCGAGAGCAGAAUCGUGCGACGAUGAAACAUCUAGCGGAAUCUGAAGAAACAUUACUUCUGGCAGUAGUUGAUAGAUCUAAACACGAAAAGCUAAUAGUGAAUCACUCUAGAUGUAUUGCCGCGUGAAAAGCAUGACAAUUUAUUUUGGAGAGUGAUGCUGAAUCUGGUACUGGAAUAGCAGCCGAAUACUUGAAAAUCAAGUGUUUCACCUUCCGCUCGAAGAUACCCGGUACUGAUGAUUGAUUACUCGACUGGAUCUCAUGGGUCAAGUGACCCGGUCACGAUGGAUAGUUUCGAAAGUUCGUACAUCGCAGAUCGUCUGGGGCCAAAAUACUUGGACAUCGAAUUUGCUAUCCCGAUGACUUUGACUUAUAUGACAAUUUUUAUUACCGGUGUGUUUGGCAAUGUUAUGACGUGUUUGGUGAUCAUCAGGAACCCCACUAUGCAAACGGCGACAAAUUACUAUCUCUUCAGCCUGGCCAUUUCCGAUCUUACUCUGCUUCUGCUUGGCCUGCCUAAUGAGUUGAGUCAAUUUUGGCGGCAGUAUCCUUGGACACUAGGAUUGGCAUUAUGUAAACUCAGAGCCUACGUUUCUGAGAUGUCAUCCUACGUUUCGGUAUUGACAAUCGUCGCCUUCUCGAUGGAGAGAUAUCUGGCAAUUUGUCAUCCUCUGCAUCUCUACGCAAUGAGUGGACUGAAGAGACCGCUUCGAUUUAUCCUGGCAGCAUGGAUCGUGGGAAUUAUUUGUGCCAUUCCAUUCGGUGUCUACAUGAAAAUCAACUACUUGGAUUAUCCUCCAGGUUCUGGCAAGAUUUCCCUAGAAUCAGCCGUCUGCGCACUCUAUAAAUGGGACCUGCCAAAUUUUCCCAUCUACGAAAUGAGCUCUGUAGUAUUUUUCUUAGUACCAAUGAUCGUGAUUCUGGUUCUAUACACCGCGAUGGGCUUACGGAUUCGUAAAACCACGACAAACACUCUUGGCCAAAAUGUCGACAGUCACAUCCACGGCGAAUCUCGUCAGAUCCAAUCGCGCCGAGGCGUCAUCCGAAUGCUAAGCGCUGUUGUCAUCACGUUUUUCCUCUGUUGGGCACCAUUUCACGCGCAGCGGGUGAUUUACGUCUAUACUACGGACAAAUGGAACUUGCCUAAGGAGGUGAGGGAGCAGAUCUUUGUCACGAGUGGCAUCCUCUACUACUUUAGCACCACAGUCAAUCCCAUCCUUUACAACGUCAUGAGUGCCAAAUACAGGACCGCUUUUAAGGAGCUUCUCUGCUGUUGCUUCACUGGUAAGAUCCGGUCAAAGCGCACAAUCAACUCCAGUGGUGGUACACAGCUAACGCAAACCGGAAGUGGCAAGAAUUCUUCCUUGGUCAGAGGCACUGUUCACGAUGCGAAGAAACCUGCUCAAAGGGAUUCAGCACACAGUGGAAUUCGUCGAUCAGAAGGCCUUGACUCAGCAGAAAAUGGUACCGAAAAACCUCUUCUCAAUAACGGAUCUGCAGUUGGAAAGAAUGGAAACGGUCGACCGCCUCUGGAGCCUUGUGACUCCACUGCUAGCAGCAAUUUGUGAUUCCACUGUAGUCGUCUAGUUUGGAAUAGAAUUCCUUUAUACUCAGGCACUUCAGAUAUAUUGCCAAUUAUCGUACCUUACACGACUUGAGGGUCAAGUUAUGAUUAGAUCUGUGUUACUUUUAUUAAAUUUUACACAAAAUACUGUAUCUUGUUCAGUUUGAAUUGAAAUAAGCAAAGUGUGUGAUGUUUAAAGAACAGUAUGCAAAUAUAAUUUUGGAAACUUUAUUUUAAAUGAUUAUUUUUUUCUACAG
Diprion similis is the source of this 2349-nucleotide messenger RNA. Its product is annotated as neuropeptides capa receptor-like. The record is from RefSeq and is a predicted model, not a curated record. Lineage: Eukaryota; Metazoa; Arthropoda; Insecta; Hymenoptera; Diprionidae. Gene Ontology annotation, biological process: neuropeptide signaling pathway. Gene Ontology annotation, cellular component: plasma membrane. Gene Ontology annotation, molecular function: neuromedin U receptor activity. The coding region runs from base 765 to 2096 and encodes 443 amino acids. The transcript has 8 exons.